This is a messenger RNA of Saccoglossus kowalevskii, 300 nucleotides long. RefSeq lists its product as uncharacterized. The record is from RefSeq and is a predicted model, not a curated record. Lineage: Eukaryota; Metazoa; Hemichordata; Enteropneusta; Harrimaniidae.
UUACUAUCGUUAACAGCGUCCUCAACCGUGGAACCCCCGAAUCCAGAGGAAUCAUGCUAUGGCUACUGUGGUGGACAAAGUCCAGGAGCUGUUAUUGUGACUAUCAAUGUACCGCACAUUUUGAUUGCUGUGAUGAUUAUUACACUGCUUGCAUAUUGUCCUCAACAACUGUGAAACCCCCGACUCCAGACGGAUCAUGCGAUGGAUCAUGUGGUAGCAAAGGUUCGGGAGACUGUUGGUGUGACCUUCAAUGUGCCGCAAAUUAUGAUUGCUGUGGUGACUAUUUAACAUAUUGCAGUG